Molecule: messenger RNA, 515 nt
Organism: Chenopodium quinoa (quinoa)
Lineage: Eukaryota; Viridiplantae; Streptophyta; Magnoliopsida; Caryophyllales; Amaranthaceae
Exons: 3
Coding region: 105-515 (136 amino acids)
Source: RefSeq, a predicted model, not a curated record
UUGAACUCUAAUUAUCUUUGUUUGAUCAGAUUUCGAAAAAAAGUCAAUCAUCAAAGAGAAGGAAGGUGGAGAAGCCUAAAAGCGUUGAUCAACCUACAAAGAAGAUGAGUGAACAGGGGUCGAAGAGUGAACAAGUGCCGAAAAAGAAUUCUUCGAAAGGUUCAGCCAUGCAACCUACUCCACUUGUUGGAGACAAUGUCCUUCAAUCGCUCACUAAGGAUUUAACUUUUCUACACAAUCGUUUUAGUCAUUUGCCUAGUGACGAUCCCAUUGAAAUUGCACUUCCUAAGGCAAUGUUCCAUUAUGAUGAGGAUGCAAGUGCAUGGUUAAACAAACAAGAUGUGAAGGAAUUUUUAAGAGGUUCAAUGCUUAACAUUUCUCUCAUUCAAAUAUUCAUGAGAGCACUACGGGAGCACUUAAGUGACACUGAUUCCCCUAGUAAAGUUGGGUGGUUAUGCCCCGAACAGACAUCCGAGACUAGAAUCUUACACAACUCCCCCGAGAUGAUAUUUUAG